Messenger RNA from Oncorhynchus nerka (sockeye salmon), 3300 nucleotides. RefSeq names its product transcription factor E3-like. Gene Ontology annotation, molecular function: DNA-binding transcription factor activity, RNA polymerase II-specific; RNA polymerase II cis-regulatory region sequence-specific DNA binding; protein dimerization activity. Lineage: Eukaryota; Metazoa; Chordata; Actinopteri; Salmoniformes; Salmonidae. Gene Ontology annotation, cellular component: nucleus. Gene Ontology annotation, biological process: regulation of transcription by RNA polymerase II. The transcript is spliced from 10 exons. The record is from RefSeq and is a predicted model, not a curated record. Bases 648 to 2015 code for a protein of 455 amino acids.
UUGUAACUCUUCGGAUGCCUCUCUCUCUCGGGGCUGUAGCCUACGCAGCUAAAACGAUUUAACAAGGUUUCUAGUGUAUGAUGGUCAUUCUUUGAUUUCGUUUAUAAUUAUCGUUUGAUCGCUGAGGCUUUAUUUAAUUUAUUUUUUAUUUCAACGGGAAAUAGUUGAAUGUUGAUGACGUUCCAUUUAUUUUCUCGGUUGAACCGGUGAGCGGGGCAGGAGCCUCCUCUUUUAAACUGUCAACCUGGCUUCCUGUUCUACAACAUUAUAAAACGAGGACAUUUAUUGUUUUUGACAAAGUAGUUGUUGUUCGUCAUAUUGAUUUCUGCGUAAACUGAAACGUUUUUUGGAUCGAAUUCUGAGGAUAUUGGCCUUUUUUCCCACCAAGGACCGACAUGGAUUUCCAUCGCUCGGUUCCAGGCUAACACGGGAUAUCAGUUGUCUUUCUCCUAAAAGAUAAAGCUAUUCUUUGAUGUAUUUAUUGUGUGGAGCCCCUCCUACCUGAGUCGGGGAUAGAGGUGGACAUCGAGGUCAAGAGCAUCCUCUCUUCAGACUCUGAUACCUUCUACCAGCUGUAAAACCAGCCCAUCACUCUGAGCCUGUCUUCACCCCCCUCUGAUUCGGCGUGUCCUUCCACCAGCUCAGUGAUGACGUCUCGGGUGUUGAUGAGGCAGGAGCUGAUGCGGCAGCAGGCCAGGGACCAGGAGAGGAGAGAGGCCCAGCAGCAGGUCUCCUCGGCUCAGUUACACACCACCGACUCCUCCCCAGCCAUCUCCGUGGCCCCGGGGCAUACCGAAGCCCGACCACCCCCUGCCCAGGUUCCUGUGGAGGUCCUCAAGGUUCAGACCUACCUGGAGAACCCCACUAAGUACCAUCUCCAGGCCUCACAGAGACAGCAGGUUAAACACUACCUCUCCUCCACCGUGGGGAACAAACUGACCAAUCAGACGCUGGGCGCCUCCCCCUCACCUCACUCCGGAUCUGCCCCCGAGCUCCAGCCUGCAGCCAGCAGCUCUCCUAGCAGCCCAUUGGCUGUGCUCAGCCUGAGCUCCAACAAAGAGGAGAUGGAAGAUGUGAUCGAUGGCAUCAUCAGUUUUGAAUCCGGUCUCAACGAUGAGUUCUUUCAGUUGAUCGACCCUGGACUACAGCUAGCCAACACGCUGCCGGUGUCAGUGAACAUGCUGGAUGUGUUCAGCAGUGGAGGGAUGGCUGCUCCGAACAUCACCGUGUCCAACUCCUGUCCUGCUGACCUGCACACCGUCAAGACUGAGUUAACCGGUACAGUGGUGGAGGCUAAAGCUAUGAUGAAGGAGCGACAGAAGAAGGACAAUCAUAACCAGAUUGAGAGGCGGAGGAGGUUCAACAUCAACGAUCGCAUCAAGGAACUGGGAGCUCUCAUCCCCAAAUCUAGUGACCCACCCCCCUGCUACGGGGACAGGGAGACGCGUUGGAACAAGGGCACCAUCCUGAAGGCGUCUGUGGACUACAUUAGGAGGCUGCAGAAGGAGCAGCAGAGAGCCAAGGAGGUGGAGACCAGACAGAGGAAACUGGAGCACAGCAACCGCAGCCUACUGCUACGUAUACAGGAGCUAGAGAUGCAGGCCUGCCUCCACGGCCUCUCCACCCCCGCCUCCUCCUCCCAGGGCUCCUCCUCCUCACAAUCCCUGGACCCCAGCACAGGCGACGCCCUCUCCAAGACCCUCCUCUCCCUGAGUGGUGGCCCAGGCCUUCAGGCCACCUCCCCCUCCUUUCUGUCUCCACCCCCCUCGGCCUCACCGGUUGGCCUGAUGAACAUGGCUUCUCCUCUGGGCUUCUCUGAGCUGGACGACCCGUCUGCCGCAGCCUUCCACUCCUCCCUGCUACCGGACAUGGGUCUUGGGGACAUCUUGAUGGACCAUGGGGGGAUAGGGAUGUCCCCGGUGUGGGCCCGAGAGCCCUUGCUCUCCUCCAUCUCCCCAGGAGUCUCCAAGACCUCCAGCCGCAGGAGCAGCUUCAGCAUGGAGGAGGACUUGUGACUUGAGUUAAAGGACCCUACCCCUUACACUGCUAGGCAAGAGCAGCUUCAUGCAUGGAGGAAAGCCUGUGACUAGGCUGAGUCCAAAACCAACCCCUAGACCAGCAUUUCCCACACUCGGUCCUCGGGAUCCCAAUAGGGUGCACGUUUUGGUUUGUGCCCUAACACUACACUGAUUCAAAUGAUCAAAGCGUUAUGGUUAAUUGAGUAUUUCAUUCCACUGUGUAGUGCCAGGGCAAAAAACAAAAUGUGCUUCCUUUAGGAUCCUGAGGACCGAGUUUGGGAGACCCUUCCCUAGACCAUGGCUCCUAAACCCUAGCUCCUAGACCCUAGCUCCUAGACACUGGCUCCUAGACCCUGGCUCCUAGACCCUAGCUCCUAGACCCUGGCUCCUAGACCCUGGCUCCUAGACCCUGGCUCCUAGACCCUAGCUUCUAGACCCUAGCUUCUAGAACCUGGCUCCUAGACCCUAGCUCCUAGACCCUAGCUCCUAGACCCUAGCUCCUAGACCCUGGCUCCUAGACCCUGGCUCCUAGACCCUAGCUCCUGACCCUGGCUCCUAGACCCUAGCUCCUAGACCCUAGCUCCUAGACCCUUGCUCCUAGACCCUUGCUCCUAGACCCUGGCUCCUAGACCCUAGCUCCUAGACCCUAGCUCCUAGUAAUUGUUUAAGACACAAGGUUAUUUGUAGAUCAGUCAGUCUGCAAUGUAGUUCAUCUGGAACACGACUUAAGGCCUAUCAGAGGACUGGGGUGGAGCCUCCACAUACUAUGCAUGGCCACGUCCAUCAAUCACAGAGUCGUGGUCAAAGGUCUUAGUUUAGUCGAGGAUUUUCAAAAUUCCAGUCCCCAGGUUUUCUAGAUAUCCUGGCAGUAAGGUUCCAGAAAUCCUGUCAGGAAGGUUCCAGAAAUCCUGGCAGUAAGGUUCCAGAAAUCCUGGCAGUAAGGUUCCAGAAAUCCUGGCAGGAAGGUUCCAGAAAUCCUGGCAGGAAGGUUCCAGAAAUCCUGGCAGGAAGGUUCCAGAAAUCCUGGCAGGAAGGUUCCAGAAAUCCUGGCAGUAAGAUACCAAAAAUCCUUAAAAAAAGGGGUCAAAAUGAAUCGCAGAUGAAACACGUUAAAAUAAACAUUAUCCUAUUUUUAUGUCUGUUAUAUUUUUAGGAGUUGUCCAUCCCUGGAUCUUUAUCAUAGAAAAGGAAACAGGAGUUGGGGAAUAUUGUUUCAAUGAAACAACAGAUGGUGUGUUCAGAAAGCCACAAAUAUUCAAUUAAAAACCAUCAUUUGUAUGUA